This is a messenger RNA of Guillardia theta CCMP2712, 1260 nucleotides long. RefSeq lists its product as hypothetical. The transcript has 18 exons. Bases 4 to 1236 code for a protein of 410 amino acids. The record is from RefSeq and is a predicted model, not a curated record. Lineage: Eukaryota; Cryptophyceae; Pyrenomonadales; Geminigeraceae.
AAAAUGGCGAAACUCAGGAAGAGGGGCGGGGAUAGAAGGGAGGAGACGGGGGACAGGCAGGAGGGAAGUGACAGACGAGAUUCUUUGUUCAAGUUUCAUCGGGUUGGAGUUCUGAGCUGCAAGAACAACAUUCUCUUCGGCGCAACUUUACCUCAACUCCUAGGGAUCCUGAUCAGGAACAGGAAGUAUGUCGAAUGGUUCAAGUAUGGCGUCAGAAUAUGUUGUUUGCUGAUGUUUGCGAUUUUCAACACCAUCUUGUCAGUUCUCGAAAGCAUCAGGCACAAGUUUGCAAUUUCUCAGGUCCAAUUGAACGAUGAGCCGAUAUUCGUCAUCGGCCACCCACGUACCGGCACAACUCUUGUGCACAAUGUGUUGUCGUCAGAUGCGCGUUUCUCGUUUGCCACCAACUUGCAAGUUGGGUUCCCGUCAACUUUCAUCUUGAUGUCGAACUUUCAGUGGCUGCUCAGUUUCUUUGUCGACAAGAAGAGGCCGAUGGACAACAUGGAACUGAGUCUUGAUCUGCCUGGCGAGGACGAGAUUGCAACGACCUUGUUAUCCGGAGGGUGUAGCGCGUACAUGCCACUGUUCUUCAUGUCGCAAUACAAGACUUACCUGGAUCUUUUGAAUCUAAACACCACGAAGGAAAGAUUGGAUACCUGGACAGCGUCGUUUCUUUUCUUUCUUAAGAAGAUAACAUACUGGAAUGAUCGCAGCCUUGCUAAGCAAUCAGCCCAUCGUCGGCUGAUAAUCAAAUCACCCGUUCACACAUCGCGGAUACCAACCCUGUUGCGUCUCUUCCCGAAGGCAAAGUUUAUCUUCUGCUACCGGGACCCAUACACGGUCGUUCAAUCUGCAGUGCACAUGGCUCAAUCCUACUACUGGUACACUUACCUGAACGAACCCAGUGAUGCAGAUAUCAGCGACUUCGUUCUUGACCAGAUGGAGAUCAUAUACAGAGAAUACUUCAAACAUCGGAAUCUGAUACCCAAAGGAAAUUUGGUGGAGAUAAAGUUCGAAGAGAUGGAAAACGACAUCAUAAAAACAAUGGAGUCAAUCUAUGAUCAAUUCUCGCUGGGAGAUAUCAAGAAUCUUACUGAGAGUGCCAUGUUCAAGAAAUAUCGAGAAGGGAUGACGGACUUCAAGAAGAACAGCCUGUCGCGAUUGAAUGAGGAGCAGAAAGAAGCAGUGAAGAAACGAUUUGCCUUUAUCUUUGAAACCUUGAACUAUCAGAUGUGAUAAAUUUUCGACGUUGUGGUGUUG